GGUUCAUCAGGGGUGGAUAGGUAGGUGGGGGGGGGGGGGGGGGUCAACAGUGGAACACAACACUGCAGUUCAUAGUUGCUUCUCUUCGUGUUUUAUGCAGAUUGCUAUGGCUUCUUUGUUUGAUGAUACUGUGAACAAUCUAAAUGCCAUUGUUCGAAGUGCUCCAGAGCGACCUAACUCGGUGAAGUCUCAAGUGUUUGCUAAACUAAUCGAUGGGAUUCGUACUGACUUUUGUAUCAUUGUUUAUAGUAACAGGGUAUUUGUGAUUGUCACACAGUGUAUGAAGAUCGGCAACUUGUACAGUGUUCGUCAAGAUUCCACACAGAAAGACGGGAUUUUUUCUGCAAGUGCUCUGUUUAUAUAUGAGAUUAAGUGUAUCCUUGGAGCAGAGUGUGAAGUGGUAACACAGGCUGUUAGACUGUUGGCAGAGAAGUUGGAUAUCUCACGACCUUUACUACUGUCUCUUACUGUCCCUGCACUCAAUCACUCCACAGUCAUUCAUAUAGCAGAAAUCCUACUUGAACACAAGUGUUGGUAGAGUAAACAAAUCAAGCUAUGGACAAAGCAAAUAAUUAUUAUGGAACUGGAGAAGAAAUGAAUAUUCAGCAAUUAUUGUCUUGUGCAGUGGGAGCAGAGUGGGAACAUGAACACAUUGGCACUGCUUGAGAGGAGUUCAUGAAGAAUGCUGAUAAGUUUGAUGAUGAUGAAAUUAUGAAGACGAUUACACAUCAGAAUCAGAAUAGGCUAUAAAUUAUUAACCCUUUCAGGGUCCCCAGGCCCUCUCCCAGACUUGUUCUCAGAGUUGCCCAAAUUUAAAAAAAAAAUAUAUAUAUAUGAAAAGAUAGAGAAUCUUUUCCCGAUCAUAAUGACACCAAAAGUAUGAAAUUUGAUGGAAAACUUACGGAAUUAUGCUCUCGCGAAGUUAGCGGCCUCGACAUUGUUUACACAUCGGCGAUUUUGCCCACUUUGAGCCCUAUUUUCAGCCAAUUCCAGUGCACUAGUUGACAUAAAUCAUAACUAUUUCGCUAGAACUCCAUUUUUUCUAUCGAAUGAGUACAAGAAACCACCCAUUUACCGAUUUCAGCUAUCCAAUACAGUGGUCAGAAUUUAGCAAUUUUGCCAAUUUCACACAAAUUUCAAAAGAUGCCAAUUUCCAAAUUGGGUCCAGAAUAAACAAGACACAUUCCUGGCACUAAAAUAACAUUUCCUCUGUUCAUUAGUCACAUCCCCAGGCCCCUCUUACAUUCUUUUGCUUUCCACUUUGAAUUUUUCUUCUCACAAAAAAUAGAAGAUUUACUGUUAUGCAUACUACUGCAUUAGUGUAGAAAUGGUAUAAAUAAUAUCAGCGCACUUGCAAAAGAAUAUUAGACUCGCCAGUUGACAUGUAUUGGACGCUUAGCAUGAUUUGUUUACUUUUGAACUUUGGUAAAAAUCGAACAUUUCUGCUACUUUGAGCUCAAUUUCAAGGUACUUUUCAUUGUAAAACCAGUCAAAAUCAUCUCAAUUUCUGUAAUAUGUCUUCCAUUCUAUAAAAUGAGACCAGGAAAACUAGAAUACAACAGUAAAUACCAUACGAAAAUACAGUGCAAAGUCGCUGUUUUAAUCCAAAAACACGGUCAAAGUUUUUUUUUCUCAUUACACAGUGUGUGCUGCAGGAUUUUUUUUAUUCUGCGCACACUGACCACAUAGACCCAUUCUUUCAUAUGUAGGCCUACCAGCUUUCUCUCGCUAGAUUUGAGGGCGCUAGAAUUUAGGCGUACUAGUAUGUCAAAAACCCUGGUGCGUAAGCCGUACUAGUACGUCCGAAACCCUGAAAGGGUUAAAUGAUGAAGUAGGAAAAUGUACGGGGAUAAUAGUUUUAUCAAAUUAAAACUAAAAUAAUGUGAAAUUUUUAUAGAUUUUCAAGCAUUUUAGUCAUUAACCCUUUAAUAAAACUAGUGUAUUCAUACUUUUGUUUCCAAUAAUAAAUACAGUUUUUUUCA
This is a messenger RNA of Cherax quadricarinatus, 1982 nucleotides long. RefSeq names its product proteasome assembly chaperone 3. The record is from RefSeq and is a predicted model, not a curated record. NCBI's taxonomy places the organism in Eukaryota, Metazoa, Arthropoda, Malacostraca, Decapoda, Parastacidae. Gene Ontology annotation, biological process: proteasome assembly.